AUGACGACUACGAAAGGAUCAACGUACUACAACCGAAUGGCAGCUAAUAUCGUUUUCGUCAUUUCGUUACUCUUGUCCACGACACAAGUUGUGCUUGGUAGUGGGGAUCACGAAGAGCAACUUCACUAUGAUGGUCCGGAGGGACCACAAACAUGGGGAGGACUCUGCCAUACAGGCAAGAGCCAAAGUCCGAUAGACAUUGUAAGACGUGAAGCAUCUGCUCAUCAGUUUCCGGGUCUCUGUAAAGUGCAUGUCGAUUACAACAGCGACACACAGGCAACGGUCACCCACUCCGGUUCACAUCUUCAAUUGACAGUGGAAGGUGAUGCACCAUUUGGAAAGCUGUAUCUUCGUGACAUUUACAAUCUGAGUGGAUUUCACUUCCAUUCCCCAAGUGAACACGAGAUUGAUUCGAUGAGUUAUGAUUUGGAGUUACAUCUUGUUCAUAAAACCGUCACUCAAAAUGGGCCUCAGCUCGCUGUUAUCGGCCUCCUGUACAAUGAAGGCCCUGAUGACUCGUCAACCGAUCAUUUUCUUCAACAGGUAUUUGAUGCUUUACCGUACAUAAAGAAGCCAGAUUCUUCAGUACACACGUUGAAACCAGUCGACUUCUCUUCACUACUACCGGUAUUGGAUGGUCCAUAUGCUCGAUAUUCCGGAUCUCUGACGACGCCACCGUGCACUGAGAAUGUUACUUGGACAGUCAUCCUGAACCAGAAUCUGAAGAUGUCACCGAGACAGUUUCAAGCCUACAAGGCCGUUCUGAAGAAACCAAACAACAGGCCGCUUCAAGAUCUAGCGGGCAGAACCGUGAUGUACUCCCAGUAG
This is a messenger RNA of Marchantia polymorpha subsp. ruderalis, 828 nucleotides long. NCBI's taxonomy places the organism in Eukaryota, Viridiplantae, Streptophyta, Marchantiopsida, Marchantiales, Marchantiaceae. The record is from the annotation of a GenBank genome assembly.